CUCCUAAAGCUACCUUUUAAAUGUGAUUUUAACAUGUAUAUAUUCGGAUUUAAACAGAAUUAUCCUGGUUGUCGAUAGAAAUGAACCCAAAGAUGCGAAAUCAAAAAAAACAAAAACCGAAUGAAACGGAUGCUCCUCAAUUGUGCCUAUAGGCUUUAGUAAUGAAAUUGCUGACAACUUAAAUAAUUCAAAAAUAUUAAAAGUGUCAUUGCAGACAAAAUUGUCAAAAACCAUAAAAAAUGAUUUACGAUUACAUCCAAAAUCGCGAGGAUCAUCCGGACGAUGUUACUGAUGUGGCCCCCAACUAUGAGCAAGAAUUCGUUAACGCGAAAUCUUUUCUGCAAAGAACGAGUACUGUUACCGGAGACAAUAUGUACGAUCACUUAACAGACUGUUUAAAUAAAAUCCUAGCAGAACGCCCCGAAAACGUGAUCGAUUUUUUUGAAGAAUACAGCAGAAAAGUGAAGGAAAGAAGAUAUUAUCCCUUAACGGAUCAUUUAGAGGAUAUUUAUGUCCCACCUGGAAGAUUUGCUUUUGCAAACAAAAUUAUGCCAUUUCUUAAGCCCUUGGCACCAGGAGAACCUUCCACAGUGGACCCAGAUGAUCUGGAAAUAGCAGACAUGUCCAAAAACAACAUGUUGCAACUUUUGUAUUAUUUUGAACAAACUGGUGUAGGCUUACCAAGAAAUGACAUGUUUUACUUGACUUUAUCUAUGAGAAAACUCAUACAUUCCAAACCCAUUUCUAAAAUAAGAUUUUGGGGUGUAAUUUACGGAAUAUUCAAGAAUUAUAUAAUCCUGGAAGCAGAGUUAAAGGAAGAGGAGUACAUCAAAAGAAACGAGAAGCUUCUGCAAGAUGAAAUUCUUCCCCCACCCCCUAUAACUGAUGAAACAGCUCUUCAAAAAAGUGGAGAAGAAAUAGAAAAAGCUUUAGAAGAACUUAAACACCAGCAAGAUAUUGGAGGGGAGGAUAGGACCACAAAGUACCCAAGACAAUUACCUCCCGAGCCUCCAAAUUUGUUUGAGGAACCUCCUGAGGCCCCAUCUGAGCCAUCGGGAGUCGGAAUCAACAAAAAAGUGUACUUUUGUUGUAACGAAAUUGGAGAUGACUGGAUUGAACUUCCCGAUAUAACUCCAAAACACAUCAGAAUCGCCAGACAAAUUUACAAAUCUUUUUCAGGAUUUCUCGAUAGAGAAGUGCUUACUUAUCCAGAGUUUCCUGGUUUGGAAAAGGAUUAUUUAAGGGCACAAAUUGCCAGAAUAUCUGCAGGUACUGAUAUAUCGCCUUUGGGUUUUUACACUUUUUCACCAGGUGGAGAAGGUGAGGGUGAAGAGGAGGAGGAAGAAGAAGCUGAAGAGGGAGGUGAUCAACAGAAAACCACGUAUUCUGAAAACCCCAAAUACGAUCCUCCUCCAUUAAAGGACCUUUUGGACAUGUCCGUGAGCUUCUGGGUUCACCAUACCCUUUAUAUUCUACCACAAGGAAGAACCUCAUGGUGGAACCCCAAUCCCCUUCCAGAGCAAGGGGAGGAGAUGGAUGAAGAAAUGGGAGAGGGUGAGGAGGAAAAAGAAAAACCGAUAGGUCCAGAACCGGAAACAGGACCUCCAUUAUUAACUCCCUGCUCUGAGGACGCAACUUUGGAAGCUGUACCUGCUUGGUCUAUAAGGUGCUCUUCAAAAAUAGCAGAAGAGUAUGCCAUAGCUAUAGUACGUUCAAAUUUAUGGCCUGGAGGUUAUACUUUUACGACACAAGGGAAAUUAUGGCAAAAUAUUUAUUUGGGUUUCGGUUUAAAGUAUUUAGAGCACAACUUUUCACCCACUCCUUUACCACCGGUCCAACAAGAUUACCCUAUUGGUCCGGAAAUAAUGGAGAUUAUGGAUCCGACUGGCGCCCAAGAGGAGGAAUGGAGAAUUGCGCACCUCCCGAAACCUCCACCAAUAAAAAUAAUGGGAGGAGAGGAAUUGGGAGAAGAGGAAGAGGAUGAAGAUGAAGAUGAAGAUGACGAUGACGACGAUGAAUAA
Brassicogethes aeneus is the source of this 2021-nucleotide messenger RNA. NCBI's taxonomy places the organism in Eukaryota, Metazoa, Arthropoda, Insecta, Coleoptera, Nitidulidae. The record is from the annotation of a GenBank genome assembly.